This is a messenger RNA of Podarcis muralis (Common wall lizard), 1914 nucleotides long. The record is from RefSeq and is a predicted model, not a curated record. NCBI's taxonomy places the organism in Eukaryota, Metazoa, Chordata, Lepidosauria, Squamata, Lacertidae.
GCUGUUCUCGAAGGGGCUGACACUCAGAACUCCAUCCAGAUUUCAAGCUUGUUGGGCAUCUAUAAAAUCCCACAGGUCAGCUAUGCUUUUGUCUCUCAUGUUCUGGAUGAUAAGAGGCACUUCCCUUUUUUCUACCCAAUGGUCCCCAAAGAAGAAGCCCUGUACCCAGGGAUUGUCAAGAUGCUCCAUCACUUCAGAUGGACGUUCAUCGGUCUAAUUGCCCCCGACACUGAAAAUGGAGAGAGAUUCAUGAAGACCCUGACUCCUGUGCUCAUCAGGAGUGGUAUUUGUGUUGCCAUCUCACAAACCAUCUCGGUACUGAACACACAUGGAUUCGAGAUCAAUUUCCGCAAAUUCUUAAAGUGGAGACAAGCCCGUGUGUUUGUUUAUUAUGCAGAGACACUUCAUGCCUUGCAUGGAAUUUUCAUUCUACAACAUUUAUUUGAGAACUUGAUAAAGCCCACUGCAGGGGAAGUCCUGGUCACAACAGCUAUGUGGGACAUCUCCUUCGAGUUAAUGUACAGCGGCUUAUCUUACGAACACAUCCAUGGCAUUUUUUCUUUCUACACUGAAACAAAUAAAAGGAAAGAAUGUAACGAUAUCCCAUCCCUUUUCUUUGCAAUCAAGCAGUUUUGGGAGGAUGCUUUCAGUUGUUCCUAUUUAAAGCACGCAUGGUCGGCGAAAGGCUGGAUAAGAUGCAGGGAGAAAGGAAAACAUGAGAUGCUGCCCCAAGAUGAUAUGGAAAGAAGCCUCUCUCUAGACAGCUACAGGAUUUACAGCACUGUCAAAGCUUUGGCACGUGCCUUAAAUGCUGCAUAUUCCUCCAGGUCUCUGUGGCGGGUGACAGACAGCCUGGAACGUCAAAGGCUACAGCCAUGGCAGACCCUACCUACCUCCCAGUGUGUGGAAAGUUGCAGCCCUGGAUUCGUCAAAGUCAUUCAGGAAGGAAAGCCACUCUGCUGCUAUGACUGCAUUCCUUGUGCAGAAGGGACCAUCUCCACUCAGGAAGAUGCAGAGCAUUGCACCAGGUGUCCUGAAGAUCAACAUCCAAACAAGCCCAGGGAUCAAUGUGUCUUUAAGAUUAUAACCUUCCUGGCUUAUGAAGAACCUUUGGGGAUCCUCCUAGCUUCCUUUUCCCUCUUGUUAUCCUUAACCACAGGCAUUGUGUUAGGAACAUUCAUUAAGUACAAGGAAACCCCCAUAGUCAAAGCCAACAACAGGGACCUCUCCUACAUCCUCCUCAUCUCCCUCUUGCUUUCCUUUUUGUCCUCCUUCAUGUUCCUUGGCCAGCCACGGAAAGCAGCCUGCCUUCUUCAACAAAUGGCCUUCAACACCAUCUUCUCAGCUGCUGUCUCUUCUGUAUUGGCAAAAACAGUCACUGUGGUGCUGGCCUUCCUGGCCACAAAGCCAGGGAACACGAUGAGGAGAUGGCUGGGGAAGAGUCUGGCCAACUCCAUUGUCAUUUCCUGUUCCAUUGUCCAAGUUGUCAUCUGCACCAUCUGGCUGGGAAUCUCUCCACCAUUUCCAGAAUCCGACAUAAGCUCCCAGGCUGGAGAGAUCACCUUGCAAUGCAAUGUAGGGUCUAUUGCCAUGUUUUAUACUGCCCUUGGCUACAUGGGCUUCCUGGCCUCCAUAUGUUUCACAGUGGCUUUCCUAGCCAGGAACCUGCCUGGAGCUUUCAAUGAAGCCAAGCUGAUCACCUUCAGCAUGCUGGUCUUCUGCAGUGUUUGGUUGUCCUUUGUGCCCACCUACCUGAGCACCAAGGGGAAAUACAUGGUGGCCGUGCAGAUCUUCUCUAUCUUGGCUUCCAGUGCUGGGCUUCUGGGCUGCAUCUUCUUUCCCAAGUGCUACAUAAUUGUACUCAGGCCUGAUCUGAACACAAAGGAGCAUCUGACAACAAAAGCUGAUUCUUAA